GCUCGUCCACCCUCACAUUCAUUCACGCGUUUGCCAAGUGCUACACUAUCCUUAUGUAUCUCUGGGACGCGGCUUGACUCCAAUCAACUGACUCUCGAACAAGAACUGGCGUUAGAAGGCUGCUCUGCGCGACAGGAUCCAAAUCCGCGUGCGCAGCUGACCAUCUUGUGUAUAUCCUACAUCGUCUAGCUCUCGUCAUGGACGGAACAGAGGCCAGCGGUGCUGGUCCAUCCCAAUUAUGUGUAACUCCACGGCGGAAGCGCACCUGGACUCCAGCAUCAGUAACGAACGCAUACUCAGCAAAGCGUCGUAGGAUAUCCACUGCUUCCAUCGAUUGGUCCGGCUUAGAGGAGGAAGUGAGCAUCCCGCGAGUGAACAAGAUUUCAACGGCGGACCGAUUUAUCACCGCUCCACAAGAAGACCCUGCACCUCUCAACAUUACGCCGCGCUCUAAACGGAUCGCACGCAACUUCGGACUGAUCGAGGAUCGCGUGCUCCAAUAUGCAGCGCCUAAGUCCCGAAAUUCACUAGGAAACGAGCUGAACGAACAUCGACUACAAGUCCAACAACUCUUCUCAACGACUCCUAAGAGAUCGUCGGCGUCGGCCGCACACCACCUUGGCACGCGUAAACAGUUCAUCCUCGCGUUGGAUGGACCAGGCAUUCCUAGUGAUCCGUUUGCAUAUCCUCUCUGCUGGUCGUCACGGAAUGCAAUCGCAGUCGCCUGCGGCCGCCAGCUGUACUAUCAAAACCUCGACAAUCGCGUCGUUACACACCUCGGUGCACUCAACGAACGAAGAGAGGGCCGACUGUACACCAUUGAGUGGUCGAAAGACGAUCCGAUCAAGCUUGCCUCCGGAACAACCACCGGCGUCGUGCAUUUAUGGGACUCGGAGGAAAAGGAGGUUAUCCGACGGUGGAAGUGUAGAGAUAGAGCGGAAGUAGGUGGUAUGGACUGGCGAGGGAACAUGCUCUCCGUAGGCGGCACCGAGGGCAACGUCGAAUUGUUCGACAGCCGGGCGCCCGAGUCUGUGGGCAUGUUGUCGGGGCAUAGUUGGAAGGUUUUCGGGGUUCGGUGGAGUCCGAGCGGAGACUACCUCGCCUCGAGUGACGAGAAGGGGAUCAUGCAAAUCUGGGAUGCCCGGGCGGGCAAGCCAUUGUCGGAUUCGAGCAAACUGGGUUGCAAGAAGAGGAGCGGUGGCCCGGUUAAGGCUCUGGCUUGGUGCCCGUGGAAGCCAGACAUUCUUGCAAGUGGUUCUACUUACCCCGAAGGGUCGAUCCGCUUCUGGAGCGUUAACGCGUCGGACGCAACGCUCCCCCAGUCAACGAUCCGUAUGGACACGUCCGUUACUUCCCUUAUUUGGUCGCCCCAUUGCAAGGAGCUUCUCAGCACCCACGGCUCGUCAUGGAACCCGCAUUCGUCUCAUUCGACUCCGAAUCUGCACGCGGACGAUGUCGACACGACCAUGCCACGCGGGCAUCUGUACACGAAGACGAAGUACACGGACUCCAUCACGAUCCACAGCUGGCCAUCACUCAAGCCCGUCUUGAGCGUGCCGGCGCACUUGCGCCCAGUGGGCCACAGCUGCCUCAGCCCCGACGGGACGAAGGUGUUCACGAUCUGCCCGGACGAGGAGUCAAUGAAGAUGUGGGAGGUGUGGGGGCCGCCGGCCAAGCUCGAGCCGCGGGAGAGUGUGUUCACGAAGUGUGGGAUACGGUAACGGGUGCGCUGUGGACUGGGUAAUGUGUGGACGCUGAAUCAAGAUGGACUGGCAGUAAGUAUGUCCAGGCUGAGCCUGAGCUACCCGUGUGUCUGUUUGCAUAGUAUAGCGCUGUCUAAGCUCUGUAUCCUAUGAUUUGUCGACAUCGUCUUGUAUGGUAUGGUGUAUCUUGGAUCCCUAGUUUUUUGGGGGGAAAUGUAAUCCAGUUAUUCCUCGCGUGAA
This is a messenger RNA of Rhodofomes roseus, 1943 nucleotides long. Its product is annotated as WD40 repeat-like protein. The record is from RefSeq and is a predicted model, not a curated record. Lineage: Eukaryota; Fungi; Basidiomycota; Agaricomycetes; Polyporales; Fomitopsidaceae. Gene Ontology annotation, biological process: anaphase-promoting complex-dependent catabolic process; positive regulation of anaphase-promoting complex-dependent catabolic process; positive regulation of ubiquitin protein ligase activity. The transcript has 5 exons. Gene Ontology annotation, cellular component: anaphase-promoting complex. The coding region runs from base 198 to 1721 and encodes 507 amino acids. Gene Ontology annotation, molecular function: anaphase-promoting complex binding; protein binding; ubiquitin ligase activator activity.